CCCUAAAAUCUGGUCGCCAUGGCGCAGAUCAGCAACAGGACCGCGCGCGCGCGCGCCGCGAUGGAGCUCAAGCUCAGCAUUCUCUCGGCGCUCAACAAGCUCGGCGAUCGCGACACGCAGCAGAUGGCGGUGGAGGAGCUGCAAAGAAUUGCCGAGAAUCUGUCGCAGGACGGGAUUUCGGUGUUCCUGGCGUGCCUGUUCGACGUCGGGCCGGAGCAGAAGAUCACGGCGCGCAAGGAGUGCGUGAAAAUCCUCGCGGUGCUGUCGGCGAUCCACGGUGAGAUGCUCUCCCCCCAUCUUCCCAAGAUCGUCGCGUUUCUCAUGCGGCGGCUCAAGGAUCCCGACAGCCAGAUUAGGGACGUGUGCGUGGACACGAUCGGUGUGCUCGUCCCCAGGGUCCCGGCCACCGAGAACAAUGCCAACCCACAAGGGGGAUUUCUGGUGGUCUACACCAAGCCGCUGUUUGAUUCCAUGGGCGAGCAGACGAAGAACGUCCAGAUUGGAGCGGCAAUGUGCCUCGCCAGAGUGAUCGAGAAUGCUCCAAAUCUCUCCCCGGCUUGCAUACACAGGCUCGCUCCGCGGAUCAUCAAAGUUCUCUCUAGCCCAGGAUUCAUGGCAAAGGCAGCGCUUCUAUCAGCAAUUGGAAGCCUCUCUCGGGUUGCCAAAGAUUCUGGGGACGAGCAUUUGGCCCAGCUCGUGCCUUGCGUCCAAGAAUCUCUUCACUGCAGCGAUUGGACUGCUCGAAAAGCUGCCGCAGAGACUUUAUCUGUGCUUGCUUGCCCCGGUUUGUCCAAGCUAAAGCCGUCGACACUUGGAGUACUGGAUUCUCAUCGCUUUGACAAGGUGAAACCAGUGCGAGAUGCUGUUACCUGUGCCAUCCACGUCUGGAAGACGGUUCCUGGACCCGAGCUAGAUAGCUCUCUUAAAAUAAGAAGCACCAACAAUAACAAUACUCCGGAAGAAACGCCUAGUUUUUCACGUUGUUGGAAGGAACCGGAUGCUGAAGCUGACUGUUCUGGUGCUGUUGCAGCUAAAACGUAUGAACAGGCCGAGUCAGUAUCGUCCGAUGACAAGGCUUCUAACAAAGGAUCGAGCAGGAAGAAAGCGCCAGCUGUUAGCGACCUGAAAAUGAAUCCGGACUUCUUUCGAAAGCUGGAAAGUAAGAUUUCCGACGACUGGGAAGUGGAGGUUGCUGUGCCUCGGGUGUCACCAUCGCAAGACAUAGAAGGCAAGUCCGGCAGCGACAAGGAGUUUGUUUCGGCCGAAGCUGAUAGUCGAACCACUGUUUCAGGAGAGGCCGAUGGGAGUUCUAGGAGGAGUCGGACUCCUGUUGGCUCUGAAAAUCUUUCCGAGGCUAAUUCUGCUCCGGAGGGUGGUGGUGUUGGUGGUAACGCUGCUGCUGCGAGCCUAACGAUCAAGUCCUCCGUGGAAACUGUAUCGUGGCUGGAUGCCACCCCGGAAGAACAAAGCGAGAAAGACCAAAAGAGUCAGCUUUGGGAUGGAGAUCCGGAGCCAGCAAGUACUGAGCCACGUUUGAAUGGCAGCGACUGGAUUCUUAUACAGCGACAGAUAUGCCAAUUAGAGCGUGGACAAACUGAGCUUCUGGAAAUGCUACAAGAUUUCAUGUGCACCUGCCAAGAGAGCAUGCUUUCUUUGCAAGACAGAGUACAGCGACUUGAGAGGUCCGUAGAAAACAUAUCCUCGGGAAGGAGCAGCGGUGGUGGCAACGGCAGGGGCGCGACAACGACUCUCGAGUUCACGUCACGGAACAGAAGUUUUGGGGACUCGAGGGAGUCGGACGCGUUGGGAUCCAGGUUCCUGAAGCUGUCGGACUACGAGGAAAGAUUCUCGAUCAACUCGGACAGGAGCGGGAGGGAGUCGCCGUAUAGCAGUAUCCAGGAGCUGCAGGCCAGCAUCAACUACGACACUUUGAGAAGCGUUGCGGGCGUACGACGUGAAAGCUCUCGACACCAACAACAACAGCAACAACACGUAGACAGUGUUGAGGACCAGCAGCCAGUGGCGAGACGAGCGUGGGACAGAGGCCCUGGUCCAGUGAGGCCUGGAGAGGGCCCUUCCGCAAGGAGUGUAUGGAGAGCCUCCAAAGACGAAGCGACGCUGGAAGCUAUCAGGGGUGCUGCUGGCGAAGAGGCUGUGGCCUCGGACAAGUCACCGGAGAUGGUGAUGGAGUCCAAGCAGCCGGAGCUCAAACAGGUUGCGCCACCUUCCUGGCUGUUCUGGACGCGGGCAAUGGAGAACCUUCACGGUGGCGAUGUCGAUUGUGCCUACGAGGAGGCAUUGUCGGCCGAGGACGACUUGCUGCUGGUGCGGAUGAUGAAUCAAACCGGCCCGGCUUUCGACCACUUCUCCAACUCGACCGCGAUAUCGAUGUUCCGAGCACUCUUGCAAAUACUUCAUCAGCAGCAUUUUCUCGAUGCUGCUUUUCCUUGGCUUGAUCAGGUUUCAGAGCUCGUGAGAACGAAAGGAGCCGAUUGCUUCAAGUUCUCCAUGGAUGCAAAGCGUGAGCUCGUCACGUCCUUGCACGAUGCUUCGGCGCUGGACUUCCCGGAGAGGUGGAUGGGCAAUGCUGUGGCUAAGCUGGCUCUUCAGCUGGCCACUGCUUGGUCUAUUGACUUGCUCGAAUGAGAGAGGUAUUGCGAGGCUGAUAGAUCGUUUUUUUUUUUAUAGGACCUGUCUCUGUGUGUAACCAUUCUCUCGAUUGGUGACGUUCGGCCAAGGUGGCCCUCUUUAAUAAGCUUCAAAUUCUUCAAAA
Selaginella moellendorffii is the source of this 2773-nucleotide messenger RNA. Its product is annotated as microtubule-associated protein TORTIFOLIA1. Bases 19 to 2646 code for a protein of 875 amino acids. Gene Ontology annotation, cellular component: microtubule. The record is from RefSeq and is a predicted model, not a curated record. Lineage: Eukaryota; Viridiplantae; Streptophyta; Lycopodiopsida; Selaginellales; Selaginellaceae. Gene Ontology annotation, molecular function: microtubule binding. The transcript has 6 exons.